Molecule: messenger RNA, 1428 nt
Organism: Fusarium redolens
Lineage: Eukaryota; Fungi; Ascomycota; Sordariomycetes; Hypocreales; Nectriaceae
Exons: 2
Coding region: 1-1428 (475 amino acids)
Molecular function (GO): FAD binding
Source: RefSeq, a predicted model, not a curated record
AUGGCAACCCUGAAAGUCAUCAUAAUCGGUGGCGGUCUCGCAGGCGCAUGUCUAGCAAACGGCCUCAUCAACAAAUCCGACGGUCAAAUCGACGUAACAGUCUUCGAACGCGACGAAGCUGGUUCAGAACGAGGAGGCUACCAAAUCCGUCUUGGAGCUCACGCACUCAUUGGCUUUAAAGCCUGUUUGACUCAAGAACAAUACGCGAACCUCCUCCCCUGCUUUGGAAAGUCUGGAGGCGUCGUGUCAUCAGCCCCUUGCAUUUUUAGCCCUUCUGACUUGAAGGUCUUGAUUGACUUGAGUAAAGCUCCCGUUUAUGAGAAGAGCGCUCCGAUUGUACGGACGCGACUCCGGAACUUUCUUCAGAAGCCGUUGCAGGAUAGGGAUUCUAUUCAGUUUGGCAAGAAAUAUGCCAGAUACGAGGUUCUUGAAGGCAAGGCAGCUGGACAGAACAACAUCAGAGUUCACUUUAGCGACAAUACCCAUCGUGACUGCGAUGUGCUCAUAUCUGCUGAGGGAAGCGGAAGCCGUAUUAACAAGCAGAUUGGACUCGACAACAUCAUCACCGAGGUUAAGCCUGGGCAUGGUGGUUACUUGGGCAAAUGUCAUUUACCAUGGUCUGUUCUGCAGACUUUGCCCCGGCAGCUUCUGGAGAAGGGCACUAUUUAUACCGGCAACUCUAAGGCUAUGGUGUUUGCCGCAGUGUAUCUACCAGAAAGCAUGUCUACCAAACGGACUUCGAAUUCAGAUGGCACAGAUCCCCUGAAACCCCAGAACUAUGACGAGGAUGAAGCAUCCCUGUUCCUCGGUAUGGCAUGGACGACAGGACCCGAAGCCGCAGAACUGCCUCAGGUUGAAGAUAAAAAGGGAUUGAUGAAGAAGAAACUCACCGAGGCUGGCUUUCAUCCUGAUUUCUAUAAGCUGGUUGAUGCUGUCGACAACGAAGCAAUCAUGACGACGCCUUGGAGAUACGCAAAGAACGAGACACCUAUUGAUUGGAGACGACAGCUUUUAUCCCAGCACGAGAAUAAGCCAGACCCCAGCAUUGCGAAUGCGCGUGUUUGGCUUAUAGGGGAUUCUAUCCAUCCGAUGCUACCAUCAAGAGGAAUGGGCGCGAAUAAUGCUAUCCACGACACAGCCGAUGCACUCGGUCCACUACUGGAGCUUGCGAAACUGAAGAGCUUGCAUGGUAAUGUGACUGAUGACCAGGUCGGUGUCCAGUUGGCUGUAUAUGAGAAAGCUAUGAUGCCAAGGGCUUUUGAAUGGGUCAGGAAGAGCAGCAAUCAGCAGUUGCCGGAUUUGGAUAGUUUGACUGGAAGAAGCAUAAUUCUUGGUCUGCGUGUCAUGCUUUUCGUAGUUAGUGGUUUUAUGAGUUGCCUGAGGAUGUUUGGAUGGGAACCGACGGAUGAUGCGCCUGAACUUCCUUGA